GCCAUCCUAUAUAAAUCUCUCCUCAAUUCAACUACUCACCAUUCUCAAGUCUCUCCCAAGUUUGGACAGCUUCAACACAGCAAUCACCAUCUAAAUCGGGAGACCGUCGUCGAUCGUUCACCGGACAAUUACUGAAUCGUGAGAUCCAAAUACUUCUGAGCUGAGGAGAGGAAGGGAAACAUGGGCUUAGGAGGUGAAAAUGGGAUCAAUGGCCACCAUGUGGACACCAGUUCGGAGUCGGAGGACGCCGGCAGUGGCGUCGGAUUCAGCGGCCCCCUCAGUGGCCCUCUAGGCACUAAGAAAGCAAGCAACAAGAGGAGUGCAAGAUUCAAAGAUGAGCAAACCUACGUAGAGAUCACAUUAGAUGUGAGAGACGACUCAGUUGCAAUCCAGAACAUAGAAAGCCAGGACCAGGAGGCAGCAUUGCUUGCAAAAGCCUUGGGGAGGCGGUCGCCACCGAUCGGCAUCACAUCGAAGUUGAAGCAGGUGUCGCAGGAGCUGCGGCGGAUGGCAUCGUUCUCCAAGAAGCCUGCAGGGAUUGAUAGGACCAAGUCCGGCGCCACUCGGGCGCUGAAGGGGCUCCAGUUUGUGACCAAGAACGUGGGGAGUGAUGGUUGGCCGGAGAUCGAGAGGCGGUUCAAUGCGCUCGCCGUCGAUGGUGUUCUCCUGAGGACAAGGUUUGGGCAAUGCAUAGGAAUGGAUGGAUCAGAUGAGUUUACCCUUGAGGUAUACGACGCAUUGGCACGGCGGAGGGGGAUCAUAGCGGCGGUGCUAACAAAAGAAGAGCUCCAAGAAUUCUGGGAGCAGCUCUCUGACCAAAGCUUCGAUGCUCGCCUUCAAACCUUCUUUGACAUGGUGGACAAGGAUGCAGAUGGCCGGAUAACAGAAGUAGAGGUCAAAGAGAUCAUCAGUCUCAGUGCAUCAGCAAACGGGCUAUCGAAGAUCCAAGAACGCGCCGAUGAAUACACAGCCCUAAUCAUGGAAGAGCUAGAUCCUAACCAUUUGGGCUAUGUUGAGCUUUACAACCUGGAGAUGCUACUGCUUCAUCCAGCUGACAAUUCCACUAGGUUAACAGCCUACAGCUCCAACCUCAGCCGGCUCAUUAGCCAGAAGCUAGUAGCCACCAAGGACCCCAACCCCCUCCGCCGCUGCUAUCGGAGAUUCUCCUACUUCAUGGAGGACAAUUGGAAGCGAGUUUGGGUGAUCGCCCUCUGGCUUGCCAUCUGCGCCGGCCUCUUCACCUGGAAAUUCAUCCAAUACCGCCAUCGUGCCGUCUUUCAUGUCAUGGGCUACUGUGUCACCACCGCCAAGGGCGCCGCCGAGACCCUCAAAUUCAACAUGGCCAUCAUCCUCUUCCCCGUCUGCCGGAACACCAUAACUUGGCUCAGGUCCAGGACCAAGCUAGGACUGGUUGUUCCGUUCAAUGACAACCUCAAUUUUCACAAGGUAAUCGCUAUGGGGGUUGCUAUCGGCAUAGGGCUCCAUGCAAUAGCUCACUUGACUUGUGACUUCCCUAAACUCCUACAUGCAACCGAUGCAGAGUAUGUGCCGAUGAAGCCCUUCUUCGGCGAUCGGCGGCCACCAAAUUACUGGUGGUUUGUGAAGGGGACAGAAGGAUGGACUGGGGUGGUCAUGGUUGUGCUUAUGGCAGUGGCCUAUGUGUUGGCCCUGCCUUGGUUCCGCCGGAGCAGGCUAAAGGCUUCUAACCCACUCCGCAGGCUCACCGGCUUCAAUGCGUUUUGGUACUCCCACCACCUCUUCGUUAUCGUGUACGCGCUCUUCAUCGUCCACGGGGAAUGCCUCUACCUUACCAAGAAGUGGUACAAGAGGACGACAUGGAUGUACCUCGUUAUCCCAGUGAUGUUGUAUGUAUGUGAACGCCUUCUACGUGCCUUGAGGUCUGGCUACAGGACCGUUAGGGUUCAAAAGGUUGCAGUGUACCCAGGAAAUGUGCUGGCCCUUCAAAUGUCCAAGCCCCAUGGUUUCAAAUACAGGAGCGGGCAAUACAUCUUUGUUAACUGUGCUGCAGUCUCCCCAUUCCAGUGGCACCCCUUCUCCAUCACUUCAGCUCCUGGAGAUGAUUAUCUCAGCAUCCAUAUCCGCACCAAAGGUGACUGGACCUCAAGGCUCAGGGAUAUCUUCUCAGAGGUUUGCCGGCCUCCUACUGCCGGCCAGAGUGGACUGCUCAGAGCUGAUCUCAUGGCAAGGGAAAGCGAUCCGAAGUUUCCGAAGCUUCGGAUCGAUGGCCCUUAUGGUGCUCCGGCACAAGACUACCGGAAGUACGACGUCCUCCUCCUCAUCGGCCUCGGCAUCGGAGCAACUCCAUUGAUAAGCAUACUUAAAGAUGUGCUGAAUAAUAUCAAACAGAAUGGAGCAGUGGCAGGAGAUGUGGAAGGUGGCAACAAACCUAAGAAGGCAUUCAUGACACAACGAGCCUACUUCUAUUGGGUGACAAGGGAGGAAGGUUCUUUUGAGUGGUUCAGAGGGGUGAUGAACGAGGUGGCGGAGAAGGACAAGGAUGGUGUGAUCGAGCUCCAUAACCAUUGCACAAGUGUGUAUGAAGAAGGGGAUGCACGGUCGGCCCUCAUUGUGAUGCUCCAAGCACUCCACCAUGCAAAGAAUGGGGUUGACAUCGUAUCCGGGACGCGUGUGAAGACCCACUUUGCCCGGCCAAAUUGGCGCAAUGUCUUCAAGCAUGUCGCAGUUAACCACCAAAACCAACGUGUUGGAGUCUUUUACUGCGGUCAGCAAACAUUGGUAGCAGAAUUAAGACGGUUAGCACAGGAUUUCUCGCACAAGACGAACACAAAGUUUCAAUUCCACAAGGAGAAUUUUUGAUGUUAUUAUUUAAUACAAAUCAUAUUUUUUUGCCGUAGAAAUAUGUUGUAAUCUGUAUAAAAUAGUAAAUCUGGAUGUAAGUUUCUUUGAAGUCAUACUUAGUUUUAUGGCCAAUGUUACAAAGCAUUAUGUCUGGUGUUCGUAAUC
Molecule: messenger RNA, 2985 nt
Organism: Elaeis guineensis (African oil palm)
Lineage: Eukaryota; Viridiplantae; Streptophyta; Magnoliopsida; Arecales; Arecaceae
Product: respiratory burst oxidase homolog protein B
Cellular component (GO): plasma membrane
Molecular function (GO): calcium ion binding; peroxidase activity; NAD(P)H oxidase H2O2-forming activity
Source: RefSeq, a predicted model, not a curated record